Molecule: messenger RNA, 2426 nt
Organism: Trachemys scripta elegans
Lineage: Eukaryota; Metazoa; Chordata; Testudines; Emydidae
Gene: DOHH
Product: deoxyhypusine hydroxylase
Exons: 5
Coding region: 206-1111 (301 amino acids)
Biological process (GO): peptidyl-hypusine biosynthetic process
Molecular function (GO): deoxyhypusine monooxygenase activity
Source: RefSeq, a predicted model, not a curated record
GAAGAGGCGGCUCCCCCCGCACGAGUCGGGAGUGGUACGAUCCGCCCGGGCGGGGCCCGUCGCGCGGUGGGGGCGGGGCCGUGGAGCGAUGGCUGCGCCCUGAGCCGGCGGGUUCUUGCGGUGCCUGGUUUGUGGGAGCUGCUGGCUUUAGAGUAAGAGAAGCUGCCUCUAGCUGGAGACCCCCGGCUCUCUCCACCCAGGCGCCAUGGUGACUGAGGAGGAAGUGGAGGCCAUCGGCCGGACGCUGGUGGACACAAUGCAGCCCCUGAAGGCUCGUUUCCGAGCCCUCUUCACCCUGCGCAACGUGGGCGGCCAUGCCGCCAUCGACUGGAUCAGCCGGGCGUUCGGGGAUGAGUCUGCCCUUCUGAAACACGAGCUGGCGUACUGCCUGGGGCAGAUGCAGGAUGAGCGUGCCAUCCCCUGCCUGGUCCGGGUACUGCAGGACACCAGCCAGGAGCCCAUGGUGCGCCAUGAAGCAGGGGAAGCUUUGGGAGCGAUCGGGAGCCCCCAGGUGCUGGAUGUUCUGAGACGUUAUUCGGAAGACCCGGUGAUCGAGGUAGCCGAGACCUGCCAGCUGGCGGUCAAGAGGCUCGAAUGGCUGCAGAAGAACAAGGAAGCAUCUGGCGCCGGCCCCUACCUGUGUGUGGACCCGGCUCCCCCUGACGAGGAGAAGGACGUCGCCAAGCUGCGGGAGACCCUGCUGGAUGAGUCGCGCCCGCUGUUCGAUCGGUACCGCGCCAUGUUCGCCCUGAGGAACGUGGGGGGCGAGGCCGCGGCACUGGCGCUGGCUGACGGUCUGGUGUGCGGCAGCGCCCUCUUCCGCCACGAGAUUGGCUUCGUCCUAGGCCAGAUGCAGCACGAGGCCUGCGUGCCCCAGCUGACGGCGGCCCUGGAGAGCGUGGCGGAGAACCCCAUGGUGCGGCACGAGUGUGCGGAGGCGCUGGGCUCCAUCGCCAAGGAGUCCUGCCUGGAGACGCUGCGGGCGUUCGCCCAGGAUGGGGAGCGGGUGGUGAGGGAGAGCUGCGAGGUGGCCCUGGACAUGUACGACUACACCAACGGCCCCGAAUUCCAGUAUGCCGAUGGGCUGAGCAAGCUGCAGGCCUCAGACUGAGCAGGGAGCCUGCCCCGGCCUCUGCGGGGAGCUGGGUGGCUGCCGGAGGCAGCCCCAAGGCAGGGGAGCCGAGGCCGGAUUCACCCCUGCCCUGCACGACUGCUUGCACCAGGGCUGAGUGGGUGGGAAGCCGGAUCUGCUUAGUCCUGUGCGCUCUGUGUCCCGUGGGGGUGGCAGCACGCCUCUAGCGCUAGCUUGUUUCUUUGAGUCCCCAGGAUGGGCCAGCCCCUGUGAGGUUGGGAGUCAGGCUCCGUGCUGGGGUCCCAGGGCAGAGGUUUCAAACAGGCUGAACUACUGGAUCGUGACCCAGCAGCAGUCUGUGGGGGAGCCUGCCGGGGAUCCAGGGUCAGCCCGUCGGGAGAGCAGGGCUCGUCUCUCAAGUCACGGGCUGUGGGUGGGCACAAGGUUCUGUCACUUAGCUGCUCGGGCUGUGCCCACAGAGGCUCCCUUGUCUACGUCUGUGCUCCAGCUUCACUGCUGCUGUGGGGCCUAAUGCGUUGGGCAAAGCCCUGUGCUGUGCAGCGCCGUGGGCAGGUGUUUCAGGAGGCGACGCGCUGCUCAACGCGGCCGGGUGGUGCCUCGUGGCGGGGGCUGCAGCAGCCCGGAGGAGCCUGCGCCUUGCACCAGGAGCAAACACCAGCCAAAGCCUCUGCCCGUUCGCCCACAGCACCGUUGGGAGAGCCUCUGUCCCAGGGGUGGGGCUCAGACAGCCGGAGAGCACCUGGGUUUUCAACCUGUCCCCGGUCUUUGCACUGGCUUUGUACUCCCAGUGACGCGUGCUGUCCGGGGGUGACUGCUGUGCAGUGAGGCUGGGUUCCCGCUCUGAAAAUCUGCCCUUCGAUUUCCCUCUUAUCCGGGUUAUGGCAGAGAGGGAAGCCGCAUUGCCCCAGAGCUCCCCUCUGGUGCCAGCCAGGGAGCAGACCUCCCAGGGCAACACAAACCCUGGCCACAGCUGCCUUCUCUGAGCGCUGGCGGGUGGGCAGAGGCUCUGGUGGCACUGCUCUGGGGUCUCCCUCCCCGCGGGUCACAGCCGGCCUGUAGCACUGUGUGCACAGCGGAGGGCAGGGGUGUAGGGGCUGGAGGUGGGAGCUUUGUAGCUGUGUGCCAGCGAGUUCCCAACAGGAAUGCGAUCCAUUGGGGCUGGAGUAGGGGGAGCCCUCGCAGCGGGCAGGGCGCACUACCAAAGGCAGAGCUGGGCUAGUCUCUCCGCGCGGAUGGGGCCGUCUUGCAGCAGACGGAGCCUGUGGGGGCCUGUUGGGUACAGCCAUUCACUUGUACUGGGGCUGGGAAGGGCUUGCGGGGAAUAAAUGGAAUG